Molecule: messenger RNA, 1935 nt
Organism: Protobothrops mucrosquamatus (brown spotted pit viper)
Lineage: Eukaryota; Metazoa; Chordata; Lepidosauria; Squamata; Viperidae
Gene: SLC38A9
Product: solute carrier family 38 member 9
Exons: 12
Coding region: 122-1435 (437 amino acids)
Biological process (GO): amino acid transmembrane transport
Molecular function (GO): amino acid transmembrane transporter activity
Source: RefSeq, a predicted model, not a curated record
CCCUGAUCAUGUUCUUCCUGCUCCAGAAGAAAUCUACGUGUAUAGUCCUUUGGGAACCGCUUGCAAAAUUGAUGGCUCUACUGAUGGUUCUGGCAAAAAUUCCAGUAUAGUAACAAUAUUCAUGAUCUGGAAUACAAUGAUGGGUACAUCAAUAUUAAGUAUUCCCUGGGGAAUAAAACAGGCUGGAUUUACUACUGGAAUCUGUAUUAUUCCGCUGAUGGGCAUAUUGACUCUUUAUUGUUGCUACAGAGUUUUGAAGUCUAGGUCAAUGAUACCUUCAGUAGAUACCUCAACUUGGGAAUUCCCAGAUGUUUGUAAAUAUUACUUUGGAUCUUUCGGUCAGUGGUCUAGCCUUUUAUUUUCAUUGGUGUCACUUAUUGGAGCCAUGGUGGUUUACUGGGUGCUAAUGACUAAUUUCCUUUUCAACACUGGAAAGUGUAUUUAUAAUUAUAUUAAUGAUAUUAAUGUAACAGACAUUGUUCCUGGUACAAAUGGAAGCAAUAGAGUAAUAUGUCCUAGCGAUGGUAGCCAUGAAGUACCAGGAAAUGAAACUUUUGAAUUUACUUCUACCAGUGCUGCUGGAUUUGAGGAAUUUGAAAAGUGGUGGGACAAAUCCAAAACAGUUCCAUUUUAUUUAACCAUCAUUCUUCUACUGUUGAAUUUUAAGUCUCCAUCUUUCUUUGCCAAGUUUAACAUAUUAGGUACUGUCUCUGUCAUUUAUUUAGUUAUUCUUGUUACUAUGAAAGCUGCUCUUCUAGGAUUCCAUUUAGAAUUUGAUUGGACUGCAACAAAUACAUAUUUUGUGCCAGAAUUCAGGAUCUUUUUUCCUCAGCUUACAGGUGUGCUGACCCUGGCUUUCUUUAUCCAUAAUUGUGUAAUUACGCUACUUAAGAAUAACAGGAACCAAGAAAAUAACGUCAGAGAUCUUUCAAUUGCCUACUUUUUAGUCGGUUUAACGUAUCUCUAUGUUGGGGUGCUAAUCUUUGGCUCUUUUCCAUCUCCACCAUUGAGCAAGGAGUGUAUAGAACAGAAUUUUUUAGAUAAUUUCCCCAGUAAUGACAUCAUGUCAUUUCUUGCAAGAAUAUUCCUGCUGUUCCAGAUGGUGACUGUGUACCCACUGCUUGGCUAUUUGGCACGAGUUCAGUUUUUAGGACAUGUCUUUGGAAAUGUUUAUCCAAGUUUCUUCCAUGUGCUGGUUUCGAACAUUAUCAUUGUAGGAACUGGAGUUGCGGUGGCCAGAUUCUAUCCAAAUAUAGGGGGAAUCAUAAGAUAUUCUGGAGCAACCUGUGGUCUCGCCUUUGUAUUUGUAUACCCAUCCAUCAUCUAUAUUAUCUCCUUGCAUCGGGAGAAUCAGUUGACAUGGUUUGCACUACUCAGCCAUUUUUUGAUAAUUCUUCUAGGAAUGGCAAAUCUGAUGGCACAAUUUUUAAUUUGAAAAUCAAUCUUAAAUCAGAGUUCUUUCUUUGCAAGAGGUGCAGGAGUACCAAAAAGUUACCUUGAACAGUAUUAUAAAAAUUGUAUCCUGCAGUAUUAUAGAAGUUAUACAGCAGUAGAUCUGUAGACUGCCAUCUUUCAAUCUUAGCUUGUUCCAGAGAAAACAGCCUUUUAAAAAACCAACAAGCAAACUUUUAAAAAAUGGAGGCUGCAUCUUGGAACACGAAGCACCAAAGCAAAUGAAAGGAACUGAGUGAAUUUAUGCUCAACUUCAAGUAGAAAUGGAAAUUAUUUGGGAAUUAUUAAGUUCUUUUUAUAAAUUAAAAUUUCUUUUUUCUAUGUGGAAAAAAAUUGCCUUAUUUGGCAAAUAAACAAGGGAUUUUAUUGAUCUAGAAAACUAUAUAUUUCUACUAAGAAAAGUGUUUUGAAUUCUUUUACUGUUAAAAUGCAGUGCAUGUUAAAUCAUGAAAUACUGUUAACAUUAAACUAUAUCUUUUGUGA